AUGACACCGCAAGAGGCGAUAUCUUCUGGAGAGGAUCAUUGUCAAAACCUUCAUGUUUCACGCUUUUCCAACGCGAGCAGGAGCACCACGGCUUCUGUAACUUCUCGUGAAUCGGCCAUGUCUCCCGGCAGCCUUGAUCAGCAAUCAACGCAGCCGAGCACGAUGAAUGAGCCUGCUCAGGAGAUGAAGAACAGUCAUUGUGGCAGCAAUUUAUUUCCAGAGCCAGACGACCAAGACGACUCGGACCGGGAGGCCGAAGCCCGGCGCUUGACAUUGCAGCAGAAGGAACGAGUGAUGCUGUUAGAGCGGAGAAGCAGCGUUGUUAUUAGGACGAAUGGUUCAACAUCAUCCUCUACUAAAUCAGCGAACAGCUCCUGCAACAGCAGCUCCUCGACAUCAUCUUCCUCUUCCUCCGGGAAAAGAACUGAGAGAAACAGAACACGACGAAAAAACUACCCCGAGCAGGACGAUAUACCGCCGGAUAUAAAUAAUCAGAACCCUUUCGAUGAACUACAAGCAGAAGACCAAGAUGAGGAAGUCCUCCUCUCCUGGCACCGUUUGCCUCGAAAACAGGGCGACUUACUCGUCGAGCGCGUUCUGUCCGCCGGGGCGUGGCUGGGACAUCAGAAGUUGCGACGAAUGAUUCUUAGGAGCGGCGAAAAUGACUUUCAACAUCAUGUGUGGGUCUUGAAGAUGAAAAACCUGGACAAAAGCGGUCGAACCUACGAAGUGCCGGCGCACUUCAUUGGGACGACUUUCGAGGCUUACCGAAACUACUUCCGCUCCUACUACGUCCCCCUGUACCAAGCGGCGCUCGAAUACGCGGGCCUGAGCAGUGCGUACGUAAUUAGUGACGCCGAGGAGUGGGGUCUGGAUCCGGCAUUUUUAGUGCCAAAGAAUAAGAGUUCCGGUAGAAGAAGUCAGCAGCAAAAUCCCCUACACGCGGCGACACAGAAAUUGAACGCGUCAACAUGUGCAGCUUCAAGCGAUUCUCCGCAGACCACCGUCCGCGACGGCGUCAUUUUCCUUGACUGUCCUUUUUUGGUCACCCCUAUUGUUGUCGACUUGAAUGCGAGAAACUGCAUGUAUUUGCAAGCGCCGCAGUACUUCACGGAGCCCUUUAUGGCCAUUCCGGUGGAGGUGGAGGAUCACUACCCGGCUGCACACAUUGAAACGAAGGCCGAUUUCUUCAAAAUGCUCGAGAAAAUCCCGUGCCUUUUUGGGGAACAUCGCGGAGUAGAGAUUUUGGAAGCCCUGUGA
This is a messenger RNA of Amoebophrya sp. A120, 1260 nucleotides long. Lineage: Eukaryota; Dinophyceae; Syndiniales; Amoebophryaceae. The record is from the annotation of a GenBank genome assembly.